This is a messenger RNA of Puccinia graminis f. sp. tritici CRL 75-36-700-3, 301 nucleotides long. RefSeq lists its product as uncharacterized. The transcript has a single exon. NCBI's taxonomy places the organism in Eukaryota, Fungi, Basidiomycota, Pucciniomycetes, Pucciniales, Pucciniaceae. The coding region runs from base 101 to 301 and encodes 66 amino acids. The record is from RefSeq and is a predicted model, not a curated record.
UUAUCUGCACGUUGAGUUUAUCCCUCCUAAUUUUCAUAAACGCUAAUUAGUGCAGAGUUACUGACUUGAGCACUCGAAACCCGAUCCAGACUUCACAAAGAUGCAAUUACUCCAGCUAUCAAUUUUUACUCUUGCAGCGGUGCUCAUGGCAUCACUUCAAGCUGAAGAGGUUAAAUCCGAGAUUGGUGCAGCCGAAAAUAAACUUGCUCAGGUGGACGACAGCAUUCAUUCCCACGAAAAGAGGGGAUUGGAGAAACGUAAGAAGAAGAAAGGUGGUGGCGCGAAGAAGAAAAAGGUUUAA